This is a messenger RNA of Salvia hispanica, 673 nucleotides long. RefSeq lists its product as uncharacterized. NCBI's taxonomy places the organism in Eukaryota, Viridiplantae, Streptophyta, Magnoliopsida, Lamiales, Lamiaceae. The record is from RefSeq and is a predicted model, not a curated record. Gene Ontology annotation, cellular component: respiratory chain complex I.
UUAAGCAAGCAAGCUCUUCUUUUUAUUUCGUCCUUUCUAUUUUUAAAGGAGCAUUCUGGUCUUCUCCACACACACCUGAAUACAAAUCAUCAUACAGCAUCUCUCACGCUGUUCUGCAAUCUCUCUGCUUAUUAGGAAAAUAUUUUGUUCACAUGGCGACUAGAAUGGCUGCUAGAUACAUCUCACGCAGGCUAUCAAGUGGCGGCAAAGUCCUCAGUGAGGAGGAGAAGGCUGCUGAAAAUGUGUACAUUAAGAAAAUGGAACAAGAGAAGCUGGAGAAGCUUGCUCGGAAGGGCCCCGCAUCAAGUGAAACUCCAGCAGCAGGAAGCUCAGGAUCUGUAGCUGAUGCUAAACCAAGUGGUGGUGGCUCCUCUGAAACUCCUAAUGUUUCAACUGACAAGCACAGAAACUAUGGUGUUGUUGCCGGUAUUGUUACCGUGGCUGCUGCAGUUGGAUGGUAUAUGGGUUCGAAGAAGAAACCCGAAGAAGUGCAUGACUGAGAAGAUAUCUCAAGAGUGAGAGCAGUAUGUUGAGUGUUGACGCAAUAAUAUCAAACAAACUCCAUUUCAUUUUGUUUCAUAAGCAACUCCAAAAUACAGAAUUUGGCUCGGCUGCUUGCUUGCAACACGUUAUUUUUAGCUUAAAUGAAAUGGCUUUAUCUUGCUCGUUUCAA